AUGUCGGGUCCCUAUUACAACCAGGGUUAUCCUCAGUACGACGGCUCACUUGCUCAACCCUACCAGUCCUACAAUACUCCUCCUCCGGGUGGUGCCUACAAUAGGGCUCCGCAACAGCAACAGCCUUACCCCGCAUCGUCUCAGCAGGGCUAUGCACGUCCUCCCCCCCCGCCGCCUCAGGGUCAAGGUCAGCCCUACGGAUCGUCACAAUCACCUUAUCCUGGACAACCGCCUCAGUCUCCGUACCCCACUCAACAAUCACCCUACCCUGGACAGCAGCCACCCCAGUCCCAGUACCCCGGACAGCAGCAGCCCUAUGGCCAGGCACCCUACCCAAACCAGGGCGCUCCGUACCCCGGUGGACAAGGUCGUCCUGGACCUUCGCCAGGACCUCCUGGGGGCCAGUAUGGUGCUCCAGGUGGCCCUCCACCCCAGGCUGCUCCCGCCACUCCUCAGCAACUCAAUGCCUAUCGCCAGCUGUUGAUUAGCACCAUCCAAGAGAAAAGUCUUGAGAGCUUCUACCCGCCAGAGAGACUCAACCAACUCGUCCAAACUCUCGCCAAUGAUGCACCUGGCAAGCUGGCCAAGUUGACUAAUGAAUGGUCUGUCCCUAUGGAGGUGGCCACUGAUGUUAUGAAGCUCGCUCUGUUCGACGUGAUUCUCUAUGUCGACGACAGUGGAUCCAUUGAGUUCGAGGAGAAGGGACUUCGUAAGGACCAGCUGAGACAAAUCUUGGGCAUUGUGGCCACCGCUGCUUCGACUUUCGACCAGGAUGGAAUUUCGGUACGAUUCAUGAACAACCAAGAGCGCGGUGAUGGCAUUCGCAGUGCUAUGGAUGUUGAGAAUCUGGUCUCGCGUGUGCGUUUCGCAGGACUGACCCCUCUGGGUACUGGCCUGAAGGACAAGGUCGUCGACCCCAUGGUGGUGGGUCCUGCUCGCGCCAACCGCCUCGACAAGCCAGUCCUUAUCAUUACGAUUACGGAUGGACAGCCCGCAGGUGAGCCUCACGGGGCUUUGCGCGACGUAAUCCAACACGCCGUGAACGAGGUGUCGCGAACUCGGUAUGGCCGCGGUGCUGUUUCCUUUCAAUUCACUCAGGUUGGCAAUGACCAGCGUGCGCGUGAAUUCUUGUCUGAAUUGGACGAGGAUCCUCAGAUUGGCCAACUGAUUGACUGCACUUCGAACUUUGAAGUGGAGCAAGAUGAGAUGUCCCGAGCUGUGCCGCCGGUGCAUUUGACUCGCGAACUUUGGUGCGCGAAAAUCAUGCUCGGAGCCAUCGAUUCGUCAUACGACACCAAAGACGAGAAAGCAGCCGGACGAUCCAACGCACCCCCACCCCAGCAAGGUGGCUAUGGUGGAUACGGUCAAGCACCACCUCAGGGACCGCCUGGAGGAUACAAUGCUCCAUCUGGCUACCCUCCGCAGCCCAGCUACCAGCAAGCUCCUCAACAGCCGCCUCAGCCCCCUUACCAACAAGGCAAUAGCCAGGGCAACCCUGCAUAUGGCCAGGGCCAGGGCCAGGCACCCUAUGGAUAUGGUGCUCCCUCGCCGCAACCUGGUGGAUCAGGCUAUCCGCCUUACGGAUCCCAUGGACAGGCGCCACCACGCCGUUAUUGA
Penicillium maclennaniae is the source of this 1617-nucleotide messenger RNA. RefSeq lists its product as uncharacterized. Bases 1 to 1617 code for a protein of 538 amino acids. NCBI's taxonomy places the organism in Eukaryota, Fungi, Ascomycota, Eurotiomycetes, Eurotiales, Aspergillaceae. The record is from RefSeq and is a predicted model, not a curated record. The transcript is spliced from 4 exons.